AUGAGUCCUGGACGUAUGGAGAAACAGAGACGGCAGAAAUCUACAGACUAUCAACAUGUCCAGCCUUCGCUGCGUCAGACCAGGCCCUCAUGGAGGAAGACGGUUUGUCCCGUCGCGUUCGCGUUGAUGGUGUUGACCGUACCUCUCUGGUGGAUGGCUCCCUCGGUCAAUGCUGGGACGAACGACUUACCAGGAUCUGAGUUCAGCUGGGACCAGAUCACUCCCUCGUCCUCGCUGCAGUAUCAUGACUGCUUCCAUGGCUUUCAAUGCGCACGCCUUGAGGUGCCUAUGGAUUAUCACCGCCCGGACGGGAAGGGCAGUCGUGUCGCUAUCGCCAUCACGCGCUUACCGGCGAAGGUUUCUGUGACGGAUCCUCGCUACGGUGGUGCAGUCCUCAUCAACCCCGGCGGUCCCGGAGGCUCCGGGGUAUUCCAGGUACUUCAGGUUGGGCGCGCCUUGCAGACCAUUGUGGAUGCGGAGACGGAUCCGACCAUUGGAGAACAGGAAACGCCUGAUCGAUAUUUCGAUAUUAUUGGAUUUGAUCCGCGCGGGGUCAAUAACACGACCCCGGGAUUCAGUUGCUUCCCCAAUAUAUUCUCCCAGAAGAACUGGGAACUGCAAGCUCAGGCCGAGGGUAUGCUUGGUAGCUCCGAAGGCUCUUUCAUGCGCAGCUGGCAGAGGAGUAUCGCCCUCAACACUGGAUGCUCCGCCACACUCACCACGGUGUCUGGGACUGGGGACGCGCUUGGGGAACAUAUGAACACACCGCCGGUGGCCCGUGACAUGCUAGAGAUCACGGAACGACACGCCGAAUGGCGGGAGAGGCAAGGGCGGGUGGAACAGAACCGACGCGACCGUGUCCUGGGCUAUGACCCCACGCAGUCAAUCAUCAAGCGGACUACAUGGAAGCGAGGCCAAGAGAAGCUUCUUUAUUGGGGCCGUUCCUACGGAACCGUGUUAGGCUCUACGUUCGCCACAAUGUUCCCGAAUCGUAUCGAUCGCGCGGUCCUGGAUGCGGUCGUCGAUGUUGAGUGGUACUACGGGGGCGGAAAGCAGGGGGGAUCCAGCGGGGUGGUCGAUGCAGAUGCUAUUUUUGACCGAUUUACGGUUUACUGCGACCAAGCGGGCGCCGAGGGGUGUCCUUUUUACGUCCGUGGCGGGCCGUCCGCCAUCAAGGAGGCCUACCUUCAGGUAGAAAGCGCCCUCUACAAUGCAUCUUUCCCGGUGACCGCGACGCACAUGCGUGGCCCGGAGGUGGUGACCUGGACCGAUUUAAAGAUCGCCCAGCGCGUUGCUCUGUACCAGCCUCUCGCCACGUUUCCUCUCCUCGCGCAAUACGUAAACGGACUGGCCCACGGCGACGCGUCCGCCAUGGCCGAUGCUAAAACCCGUUUACGCUCUCCAUCCUGCCCCACGCUCGGCUGUAAUGACGCGGGCCCUUGGUCUAUAGCAUGUCAAGUACCGACCGAGAAUGAAUUGUACGCCAGCGUGGCCAUCCUCUGUACGGAUGUGGACCAAUUCGCUACGAUGGACCAAGCGGAAUUAAAGCGGUAUUGGUACGCACGACGGGAGGAAAGCAUCGCCAUAGGCGACUAUUGGGCGUCACUGGCAAUGGGCUGUGUAGGAUGGAACGUGACUGCGAAGUGGAAGCUUCCCGGACCGUACGGGGGCCAUACCUCACACCCGUUACUUUUCGUCAGCACCACGCUUGACCCAGUGACUCCGCUGCGAAGUGCGCAGAAGAUGUCUCAAAGUUUCCCUGGAUCGGUUGUACUACAGCAAGAUUCAGAGGGGCAUUCUACAGCGGCAGCCCCCUCUCUUUGCGUCAGCCAACUAAUCCGUCAAUACUUUCAAACCGGGUCACUACCAGCCCCGGAUACAGUUUGCGAACCAGUGUUGAGGCCAUUUAUUGGUAAGGUGGGGAUGAGCGACUUCAGUGGGUCCGAUCAGAAGCUGUGGGGCGCGAUGUUGGAAAUACACCAAACCCCGAUGGGAGUAUUGCCAUUGUGA
Molecule: messenger RNA, 2010 nt
Organism: Aspergillus alliaceus
Lineage: Eukaryota; Fungi; Ascomycota; Eurotiomycetes; Eurotiales; Aspergillaceae
Product: putative proteinase
Exons: 6
Coding region: 1-2010 (669 amino acids)
Source: RefSeq, a predicted model, not a curated record